CGCCUUCGUUCGACGACGGAACUGCCAUCUUGUCCACCAAGCACAGCGCGAACAGCCUGUUUUUUCAGGCAGAUCGUUUUAGAAAAAUAGAGUCGUCGGAGCUUGAGCUGAUUUGCGUGUGAUUUGCACUUGGGUCGAAGCACCGCAACUUGUCACGCAUAGUUCAGCAUUUGCUUUAAACGAGGCCGUUCAACAAUGUCGCCGAAGCAAACGGCUCAUAUCACGGCCGUUCUCGACGACUCUUUGCGGAGCGCGACAUCCGUCGAGGUCUCUUCCUAUGAGCAGCGCAUAGGAGCAGCACGACGGAGACAAUCGCUCAAGGCAGACCCAAGCGCGGAGUCCACACCGUUAUUAGACAAGGCUGCAACUGAUCCAGUAAAUGUUCCUGCCACUUCGUCCGCUGUUCUCCGCGACCUACGAGACUAUGAUCAGUUCACGCAACGAGAGGGGGAACCGAACAAAUAUACCGUACCCAUCAAAGAGAUGCCAGAUUGGUAUGUGGAUAACGUCUACCUACUAAAAGGAUACCGGAGAAUAACGAACUCUUACCUGGGAUGUGUAAAAUCAUUAACAUACCUGCACAACGAAACUGGCAACGUUUUUACGCACGCGCUAGGCUUUGUGGGCUUUGUGGUCCUUGCGCAAGUUUUUUAUGGGUGGUUGACGGUUGAAACAAGUACUUGGGCCGAUAUCUUGAUCAUAAGCAUGUUCUUCUUGGGAGCGGUUGUUUGUCUUGGAUUAUCGACCACCUUCCAUUUGUGCUGCUGUCAUUCCAGAAGCGUUGCGGCAGUAUGGUUAAGAGGAGAUUAUGUUGGUAUUGUUACGCUGAUCAUGGGAUCCUUUGUUCCUUCGAUUUAUUAUGGAUUCUUUUGUAGCCCUAAAUUGCAGGCUGUUUACCUCGCCGUAAUUGUCAUAUUCGGAAUCGUAACGAUUUGUAUUACGGUUUCUCCCAAAUUUUUUGCUCCACGUUAUCGUCUGCUGCGAACAGGCCUGUUUGUAUUAAUGGGCCUGACUGGCGUCGUCCCGUUGGUACACGCAUUGACGAAAUAUGGGAGUCAAAUGACAAGACAUGCACUCUCGUCUGGCUCUCUUAUUUCUUCUGGUGCAAUAUACUUUCUCGGCGCGGUUGUAUAUGCUUGCAGAGUUCCGGAGCGCUGGGCACCAGGAAAAUUCGAUCUUUGGUUCCACUCGCACCAAAUAUUUCAUUGUCUGGUCGUAGCUGCCGCGGUUGUCCACUACUACGGAGUGGUCGAAGCAUAUAGAUGGUGGCACACCUACAACCUUCAGUGCAGCAUGGAUCCCGAGGCAGUUAUCAGAAAGAUGAUGACGUCUCUGCAUUUUGCGUAAAAUAGAUUUAUUUCUACGAGGGGUAUGGGAAGGACUGGCGGACUUUGUCGGAAUAAAGAGGACCGCAGUUGCAUAAUGCAAUGGUGUAUUUAUACAACCUAACACAAUAGCGGGUGUUUCGGGCCCAGACAAGAGCAAUUGCACAUAAUGUGGCCGAGGAGAGGCAUGUGAAGCAUUCUUCUCUGUAUCUAAAAUAUAGGGUGAUCAAACA
Molecule: messenger RNA, 1558 nt
Organism: Spizellomyces punctatus DAOM BR117
Lineage: Eukaryota; Fungi; Chytridiomycota; Chytridiomycetes; Spizellomycetales; Spizellomycetaceae
Product: hemolysin III family channel protein
Exons: 7
Coding region: 196-1347 (383 amino acids)
Cellular component (GO): membrane
Molecular function (GO): signaling receptor activity
Source: RefSeq, a predicted model, not a curated record